This is a messenger RNA of Helianthus annuus (common sunflower), 1548 nucleotides long. Its product is annotated as 3-hydroxyisobutyryl-CoA hydrolase-like protein 3, mitochondrial. Gene Ontology annotation, molecular function: 3-hydroxyisobutyryl-CoA hydrolase activity. Gene Ontology annotation, biological process: L-valine catabolic process. NCBI's taxonomy places the organism in Eukaryota, Viridiplantae, Streptophyta, Magnoliopsida, Asterales, Asteraceae. The record is from RefSeq and is a predicted model, not a curated record. The coding region runs from base 181 to 1320 and encodes 379 amino acids. The transcript has 10 exons. Gene Ontology annotation, cellular component: cytosol.
GUCCUUCUCUAUUUCCCAAACACUAUUGCAACAACUUAUUAACUUAUAAAAGUCAAUAAGUUAAAAGUUGAAAGAAAAUAAGGAAUGCCAAACACCACCUAUAUCACCAGUGACUCCAGUCUUCUUCUUCAACUCUCUGCAACACCGAUUACUUUCGAUCUGUAAGACUGUAACAACAUCAUGGCUUCUGCCGAUGACUUUGUGAAGGGGAACGUCUUGCCAAACGGCGUCGCUGUUAUCACUCUCGAUCGUCCCAAAGCUCUCAACGCCAUGAAUCUAGAUAUGGAUUUAAAGUACAAAAGUUUUCUUGAUGAAUGGGAAACGGACCCAAACGUGAAAUGUGUGCUGGUUGAGGGAAGUUCAUCACGAGCUUUUUCAGCAGGAAUGGAUAUAAAGGGGGUCGUUGCUGAAAUCCAAAAGAACAAAAACACGCCUCUUGUGCAAAAGGUGUUUGCGGCCGAGUAUUCUCUUAUUUGCAAAAUAUCUGAAUACAAAAAGCCAUACAUAAGCUUCAUGGAUGGUGUGACAAUGGGAUUUGGUAUUGGUCUAUCUGGACAUGGUCGCUACAGAAUUAUAACAGAGAAAACUCUUCUUGCUAUGCCAGAGAAUGGAAUUGGUUUGUUUCCGGAUGUUGGGUUUGCUUACAUAGCAGCACAAAGUCCAGGAGAAGGAUCAGUUGGUGCGUAUCUUGGAAUAACUGGAAACAGGAUUUCUACUCCAGCCGAUGCACUUUAUGUAGGUCUUGGGACUCACUUUGUUCCAUCCGGAAAUCUGGGCUUACUUAAGGAGGAACUUUUAUCAGCUACAUUUUCUGAGGAUCCACAUCAUGAUCUCCAAGCAAUAUUGGCAAAUCACAGUAGCACACCCGAAUCGGAGCCCCGAUUGAAGUUACUCUUGCCUCGUAUAAUUUCAACAUUCGGUGCAAAUAAGUCUGUUAAAGAAAUAAUGGAGGAACUUGAACAACAUAGCCAAAGUGCUGAUACGACAGUUUCACAGUGGGCUACAGAGGCUCUUUCGGGGAUUAAAAAAGGUGCUCCGUUUUCUCUUGUUCUUACACAAAAAUAUUUCUCUAAAGUCGCCUCUGCGCGCGGAAAUCAUGGUAACGAGUUGUCCAAGUUAAAUGGCGUUAUGAAAUCCGAAUACCGAAUUGCAUUAAGGGCUUCACUUCGAAGUGAUUUUGCUGAAGGGGUUAGAGCGGUAUUGGUGGAUAAGGAUCAGAAUCCCAAGUGGAACCCACCAAGCUUAGAGGAAGUUGAAACAAGUGAAGUGGAAGUUCUUUUUGAACCAUUAGGCUCGGAGGCCGAAGAACUCUGUGUUUAAAUCAUCUUCGUCUAGUCAUCCAGUGACAACUACAUUAGCAUUGUAAGUUUUAAGAGAUCUGUAUGUGUGAUACAUGUACUCAUAUAAAUUGUUUUUUCUGUAGUUUUAGAUUCCCGAUGAUUCCAGCGGCUAAACAAGUGAUGUGAAUUAUAGGACACGAAAUCAUUACAUAAACCUAACAUAAACUUCGUGGGUUUUGUAUAAGUCGAAAAAUUGAGUUAUUGGUCA